UUUGUGUUAUUUAUAUCUUGAGGUUGUACCAUUUCUCACAGUCGUUUAUUCCAGUUGCCAAAAUAUACGUUUUCACUGUAUAUAAGGCAUAUAUAAAUUUCGAUUGGAAGUAAUGCUAAUACUUGCAGUGAUACAAUUAGCUUAACAUAUUUGAAGACUGUAUUAGGUCGUAGUUCUGUUCUACAACUAUAAUACAUGUUUAGCAGAGCGUUAUCGAAUGACCUCUUUAUAACCUAUUUAUAACUCUCGUACACGUACAGUAUAUAAAAAUAUUGUCCAAGAUGUCUUCUGUGCUAAAACAUGGAAUGCGAUUGGCCCAGCUCCACGGGAAAGUUGCUCUGAUAACUGGUUCCACUAGUGGCAUUGGUAAGGGCAUCGCCGAAGGACUAGCCAAUCGAGGAUGUGAUGUCAUUCUUAAUGGAUUUGGUACUGAAAAUGAAAUCCACUUAUUGAAGACUGAAAUUAAUAAGAAAUACGGAUCAAAAGUGAAUUUUGUUGGAGGUGAUUUGUCGAAGUCAGAAGACAUUAUAAAAUUAUCAGAGGAAAUAUUUAAAUUAUAUCCAUCGGGUCUAGAUAUAUUAAUUAAUAAUGCAGGUAUUCAAUAUGUGUCACCUAUAGAAUCUUUUCCACCAGAGAAAUGGGAUCUACUUAUUAAUCUCAUGUUAACAGCUCCAUUCCAUCUUAUACAGAGAUUUUUACCACCCAUGAAAACAAAAGGUUGGGGUAGAAUUAUCAACAUGUCUUCAGCCCACGGUCAUGUUGCUUCACCUAAUAAAUCAGCUUAUGUUUCUGCUAAACAUGGUUUAAUGGGUUUGACGAAGACGGUAGCAUUAGAAGUAGCAGGAACAGGAGUAACGUGUAAUGCUGUCUGCCCAGGGUAUGUGGAGACGCCAUUAUUUAUUGAUCAAGCUAGAGAUAGAUCGAAACAACAAGGAAUAACAUUUGAAGAAGCAAAGAAACAAAUUGUUCAGGUGCAUGCCACUGGCGAGCCUGUCGGCAUUGAUCAAGUGGGGGAGGCAGUAUGUUUUAUAUGUUCACCUGCAGCAUCACAGAUGACUGGUACUAGUAUUACUAUGGAUGGUGGAUGGACAGCAAGAUGAACAAUUUAUCAUCCCUAUAUGUAACUGUAUGGGAGAGUUAAAGGAGCUAAAUCGCUAACAUUUGGGACCUAGAAAUUGACAAAAGUGGGUCGCAACGCAUAUAAUACUGUAAUAUGAAUGUAUAUAAACUGAUUUACAUUCAAUGGUUUCCGUUUUUACUCCAAUUUCAAAUUAGUUAUGUUCGACGAAAUAAGCCAGCAGUCUCAAUCGAGUGCAAAUUUCUAGCGUCUGGUUAUUCCAGUCUACAUACGUCGUUCGAUUUGUGUGCAAUGUGUCUAGCCUCAUCCCUCGAGUCUCUUUUUACAACUGGGGCUGAAGCGCAUUAUGGUACACGAUUCGUGUACCAAUGGUAAAAUGUUUAUUUUGUCUUAAAUAUUGGAUAUCAAAAACCCAUCUUAUUCCGGUAAGAUCACAAAAUUCAAUGUUGAUUUAAUUUGACAAAUAAAUCGUGUUUUCAAUGUUGAAGAUUUUGGAUGAUAUUGAGUUAGAGACUUAGCUACUUUAAAUUCAUCCGAAGAACACUUAAGUAUGACUAGUGGAAAUAGUGUGUGUGUGUGGGGGGCAUGUAUGUUUGUUGUAAUGUUGUGAUAAUAACUGUAUGCGUUUUUAAGCAAUAAACUUUAUUUUCUA
Patella vulgata (common limpet) is the source of this 1730-nucleotide messenger RNA. Its product is annotated as D-beta-hydroxybutyrate dehydrogenase-like. Lineage: Eukaryota; Metazoa; Mollusca; Gastropoda; Patellidae. The record is from RefSeq and is a predicted model, not a curated record. Gene Ontology annotation, molecular function: 3-hydroxybutyrate dehydrogenase activity. The coding region runs from base 282 to 1100 and encodes 272 amino acids. The transcript is spliced from 9 exons.